This is a messenger RNA of Ramularia collo-cygni, 3219 nucleotides long. RefSeq lists its product as uncharacterized. The coding region runs from base 1 to 3219 and encodes 1072 amino acids. Gene Ontology annotation, molecular function: ATP binding; protein kinase activity. Gene Ontology annotation, biological process: protein phosphorylation; chromosome segregation. Gene Ontology annotation, cellular component: centrosome; nucleus; cytoplasm. NCBI's taxonomy places the organism in Eukaryota, Fungi, Ascomycota, Dothideomycetes, Mycosphaerellales, Mycosphaerellaceae. The record is from RefSeq and is a predicted model, not a curated record. The transcript is spliced from 4 exons.
AUGUCAAAUCUCCCAUUAAGCAGCGCAGGCGGUGGCGCAGAUAGGAGAAGAUCGAGCCGGAACGCAACAUCGCCAGGCGGUGGGGUCGGAUCACCAAUGUACGGCGUCAAGAGAGCAUCGACUCCGGAGCCACAGUCAGCGAGGAAAUCUCCCAGGAGGUCAACGUCAUCUUCGGCUGCUGGAGCGGGCGCUAUUUCUUCGAGGGACAGCGUAGGAGCCUUGCCAAUGGCAUCUUUACAGCUCACAUCUCCAAGAGACAGUGAUGCAGCUGCUCUGGACGGCGAAUCCGACACUAUUGAACAAACACAACCUCUAUCUCCCGAAGAUGCAAGACCAGCCGAAUACGCGGUCCGCACGAUGUUCCAGCUACCGCACGAUGCCCUAGGAAACGACGAUUUAGCUCAGUUAGGCAUCAGCAACUUCUGCACACGAUACGUUAAAGGCAUCAUGAGCAAAGAAAGAUCCGAUUCAGAGGAUUGUUUCGAAAUGGUCUUUUUACUACUCAAAAAAUAUGGCCCGGGCGAAAUUUGGCAGCAUGCCUGGCCGAUUGAUACAUAUCUCAAGUGCGGUGUGGAUUUUGGCGGAGACUGGGAUGAUCCAUAUUCGCAGGCGGAAGUGGAAAGUCGAAGAUCUAGGGCGAGGGAGUUGGAGGUCAUUGGUGCGUCGAGAGAUGAUAUUGGAAGUUUUGCUUCGCUUUGUGAAGAUGCUAAGAAAGCUGGAUCGCUGUACUCGUUUCAGACUUUGCCUUCUUUAUUUAGCUCGGGGGCGGAAGGUGUCAAUGCCACUGUUGCUCGCUUCUUACAUCAAUUGAAGAGGGUGACAUGGUCGGCAUUGGAGAGCAUCAACAAUGAUGCCCGUUUGGUGAAGAAGUACGCUACUUGUCGGAAAUGGGGCCAGGAUUACAUUUCCGAGGCGAACAACUUGGAGAAAGAGACAAUUUUGGAAUCUGAGAGCGGUGAGCGUCGUCCAAUGUCACCUGGAGGAUGGGACUUUCGUCUUCAAUGGAGACUUAUGGGGAAGAAGUUUGCUGCAGGGAGACCUACGACUGAAGAUCAAGUGCAGUAUGAUGCAAUCCUUCUCUACGUGGAAGAGCUUUUCACACGCUACGGAACGCUGCAACUUCCACAGCCCAAGAGAGUCGAAGGAUCAAAUUUUGAUUGUAAAGAUUUUUGCGACACCAUGUGGAAAGCGCUUGAAAUUGAGCUCCAAAUGAGCGUCGACCAAGUUUAUGAAAGGUGGAAGGGAGUCCUCGGCGAAACCACCGAUCAAGAUGAACGCGGGAAGCUCAAGUCAAGGUUUACGAUAAUGCACACUCAUGUCGAAGCGGGCUGGGCGUAUGGUCUGGAGAAUCGUCGUCCAAGAGAGCAUCUCUGGCUGAGCAUCGAAAGACGUCUCAAUGCACUGGGGCUUCCAUCGACUGUAGCAGCAGAGUUCCGCCGGCUUUCAAACAUGGCUCAUAUUCUGGCCGGCAGUGGAAUCUUUGUGGCUCCUCCGAUUCUUCUUCCGGGCGUCGGAGCAGCCGAAUAUGUGUUUGAAGUCCUUGGACCGGCUUUCGUUGAGUACGAGUUGGCGUACUGGGGUCCGAUCUGGGACAGCUUUGCCAUCAGAAAUCCCAACAUGUACAUGCAGCGGUCUGACCUCAUUGCUGCAAAGACACGCAUGUGGGACAAGGCAAGAUCCGAUAAUGGACCUAUCUAUGGACCAGAACAGGAAGAUUGGAGGAUGAUGUGGGAGAAGCUGCGAGAUACAUUCGAGGCUCCAGAUCCUUCAAGUGUGCUCGCUGGUCGAUUCCGAGAUCUGCAUCAGGAAGUAGAGGGGCUUGUGGAAAUCUUUGGAGCCUUUGUAAGGCCGAGAUCCUCGCGGGGAAACUUUGUGUAUUCCGAAAAGAACUUCGCCGCGCUCACGCGUUCGGUGAGAAAGAGGAUGUCUUCGGCGGCAAAGAAAGCUUGUACGCAGUUUCAACACGUGGCUGUGAACGAAGAGGAGAGGCCUGCAUACGAAGCCCUUGUUGGGACGCUGCAAACCAACAUCCGUAAAGGAGGGCCAUACUUUGCACCUUGGAAAUUGCCUGUUAUACUUGAAUCUGAUAAAGAUCCAAGAGCAAGAGGUAGUGGAACUGAUCGAAGUGGCUUGAAAGGUACCUGGAAGUUCCAGGGGAAUGUCGGUAAAGGUGGUUUCGGUCAAGUCAGCAGCUGGCAUCAGAUCGAUGAGAACAACAACGUUAUUGAUCGUUUGAUUGUGAAAGAGGCAUACACGCCAUACACGACGGCGUGGGAUGAUCCAACUUGGUGGAUUGGAGACGUCGAUCUUCGCCGUCCCAAAGAGUACUUCUUCGCCAAGUAUCUUGCUGAGCUGCCAGGUGGAUCUUGUAUCACAAAGCCGAGAGCAUAUGCAAUCUAUGAGGGCAUCAAGAUGUACAGAUUGUAUAUGGAGUAUUGCCAGCAUGAAGACUUGCUCUUUAUACUGCAGCAGCACAUCGUAGCAGGCAGAAAUUCCGGGGCGAUAGUUGCGAUUCCAACUCGAAUGCUCUGGGCCGUGUUUGAAUCUUUGAUCGGUGCCUUGUGUCUGAUGCGCGAUGGAUGUUUGCCAGGCGGAUCGCCUCCCACGCCGCGCAAAGACGAGACCUUUGAACGCAUGAUGCAUUUGGACAUCAAGAAUCCCAACGUCUUUCUAGCUCGUUCCAGCCCACUCGAGUGGCCUCAACUCCCGAAAGCAAAGCUUGGCGAUUUCGGACUGGCUUGUUUAGAGACAGACAAAGAUUCCGAGAAAACGAGCAAGGGCACGCCUGGUUGGAAGGCACCGGAGCAAUUCGAUUACGAGGCCAAGGGCGUUGUAUCCAGGUUCGACCGACAGCCAACCACGACGGCCGCUGACGUGUGGGGAGUUGGGCGUAUCAUGUUGUCCCUGAUGAACGUCGAGCACGUGAAGGAAGAGGAUGCAUACACGUACGCGGAGGGGGUUCCCAACCUCAAAUUCAAGAGUUGGGUACGACCCCUUCACACAGCGAAGCUCUGUAAUCUGGUUGAGAGAUGUUUAGCAGAGCUUCCUGCAGAUAGAGCAGACUGUGCAGAGAUGUGGAGUGACAUUCGGGAGCAUACCACUUCAACUGAUCACCCUUCUGGUGUAUCCUUCAGGAAUAGGAUGCCUGACACGGAGGAGGUGCUGCACUUCAGGGACAAUCUGCCGCUCAAGUUGACAUCGCGAGCUGGCAGCGCGUGA